AUGCAGUCAAGAGAAAUUGAAAAUAGUGCCUAUGUUGAUUUAAAUUACAGAGACACUGGAAAAGAAUCUACAUAUCAAUUACAUGAAGAUUCUUCAAACCAGGGAUCUCUAGUGAAUAAAAUAUUCAAUAACCAAAGAGCAGCUUGUGUUAUCAUAAUAAUAUCCUUCCUUGUAACUGCAGUUGCAGUAUCCCUCGUGGCACUAUAUGCAAUGGAUGUAUGGCCAAUGGGUAGUGAUGCAUCUUUAAGUUCAGCUGAAGCUACUAUUACUGAUACUAAUAAAAGUGCUACAAACGCAUCUAAUACUACCCAAAUAAGAGACAAAUGGAUUUCUUAUGUAGGCGAUUUAGUGCCCGGUGGAGUAGAGGGGCUGAAAAAUGCUACCUUGCCUACAGCCGACUAUACGACUAUACAAGAGCAUACUGAAUUGACCACUAUAGCAAAUGAUAUCACUACUGCUCCUGGCAUUACUUUGGGCACAGAUCAGCCUGGCUUUACAGACUUUAACCAAUACACCACCUAUGUAGAUGAUACGGUAAAAGUGCAGAACUAUGCUACAAGUGAAAAUAUUAUAGAUUCAACUAUAAAAGCUACUGAGUUUACUUCUGUGGAAAUGGUAGACAAAGCAGCGAAUGUAUUAGACUAUGAUAAAUAUAAUGAAUCCUCUACUGUGGCUAAUUUAAGAAGAUAG
This is a messenger RNA of Nematocida ausubeli, 690 nucleotides long. RefSeq lists its product as uncharacterized. The transcript has a single exon. NCBI's taxonomy places the organism in Eukaryota, Fungi, Microsporidia. The record is from RefSeq and is a predicted model, not a curated record. Bases 1 to 690 code for a protein of 229 amino acids.